Fusarium pseudograminearum CS3096 is the source of this 3732-nucleotide messenger RNA. RefSeq lists its product as uncharacterized. Gene Ontology annotation, molecular function: protein binding. The transcript is spliced from 7 exons. NCBI's taxonomy places the organism in Eukaryota, Fungi, Ascomycota, Sordariomycetes, Hypocreales, Nectriaceae. The coding region runs from base 1 to 3732 and encodes 1243 amino acids. The record is from RefSeq and is a predicted model, not a curated record.
AUGGCCCAGUCGAACUCUACCAAGAAUGAGAACCAUGAAAGACACGGAUUGUUUAUCCUCCACCCUAAUUCCGAUGAACUAUACGACGAAAGUAAAUACUUGGUCGAUAUUGUCGCAAUCCAUGGUCUUGGUGGCCACCCAUUAAAAACAUGGACGGAAAAGGAAGAUCGGCAUCUUUGGCUGCGAGAUUCGUUACCAAUUCAUGUCCCCGAAGAGCGAAUCAUGAGUUUUGGAUAUGAUUCAGUUGUACUUUUCGGAAAGUCUCGUUCCCAGAUCUGCGAUUACGCCCUCGAUAUAGCUAAUCGGCUGGAGAUAUUUCGCCAAAGCUCACAAGAACGUUGCCGACCUCUACUCUUUAUCUGCCAUAGCCUCGGCGGCGUCGUAUUCAAGGAGUUCCUCGUCCAGAUCACACUGAACAAGGAUCUCGAGCAUCUAUCUCAGAGUGUUGCCGGUGUUGUAUUUCUCGGCUGUCCUCACAGAGGCUCUCGAGUUGCAUCCCAUGCACGUCUGCUGUCAAAACUUAUCAAUAACGCAACGCUUGGUACCGGUGCAAGAUCUGAUCUGUUGAAGACUCUUCAGAUAUCCUCUGCCGAGCUGGAAGCGGUUUCUCAGCACGCAAGAUAUCCUUUGAAGUCUAUUGUCAUCGUGUCCUUUUACGAACAACUACCAACGGGACGAAGCAUGGUGGUAGAACCAUUCUCAGCAAUUCUGGGCCUUCCCAACGAGCGUGCUGUUCCAGUCACUGCCAAUCAUCGAGGCCUUGCUCAAGUUUCGCCAAAAAAGCCUCAUCAGUAUCUUCCAAUCUGGUCUUCUAUAAAGCAACUUGCGGAAGGAUGCUUGACCUCGAUAGAAGCUGACAAUCGAGAACUUCUUGACGCUCUGUUCUGCCUUGAUCCUAAAGCUGCGCAAAUGAGGCCUCGCCAAUCGCAGAAUGGCACUUGCGAAUGGAUAUUCAGCCAUCCCAAGUACGUGAAAUGGCUAGAGUCUACUGAGACGCCAUUACUUCUGCUCACUGGUUUCGCGGGAUCUGGAAAGAGUGUUCUCACAAGAUGCGUGGCAGAGCAUAUUCAAUCUUGCGAGUCGAACAAAGACUCGGAUUCCGGUUACCUUGUUGUCAGUCUCUUUUGCUCAUAUAUGGAUACUGUCUUGAAUACCGAGGAGACAGUACUCCGCACUCUGUUGCACCAACUCAUUCAGCUCAAUCCACGUUGCGGUAUACUUGUACGUAACCGAGUAGAAAGUCGCAAACUAGGGGGAACAGUUUUCGAUAUGUCAACCACAAAGAUGUGGGAAGCUUUGCAACAGGUUCUUUCCAUACAAACUAUGAGUCGUGUCAUUAUUAUCAUUGACGCCAUCGAAGAGCUUGGUGCUACUGUUGCCACUGCUGUUCUUGCUGGCCUGUCCGGAAUUGCUACCAACCUUCACAGGCAACACAUUGCACUGAAAGCGUUCAUCUCAAGUCGCCCAAGUACUGAAUUAAGUAGCCAUGAGCUCAAAGGAAUUGAAAUGUUGCAUCUUGGCGAUGUUGAUAUGAGGAGGGACAUUGAGAUAUAUCUUCAAAGCUCCAUUGAUGACUUCAAAACUGAGAACGAGAGUUUCAACGCCUCUAUCACACCAGAUCUACAACAGAUAAUUGUUGCCUCCAUUUCAACUACUGCAGCUGGCAUGUUCCUCGUGGCUGUGCUCACAUGGGAAGACUUCCACACAGGUCUAUUUUGGAAUGAAACUACGAUAAUAGAGAGAUUAGACGAUGUCCUUUCAGCGGGUACCAGCAUGGUAACAUUCUACGAUAAGUUGAUCGAAAGGAUCGACAAUUCUGUUCUUGAAGAUGUAUUACAGAUGUUCGCUAUCUUGGCCGCAGCUGCGCGUCCCAUGACCGAAGUUGAGAUUGGGACAAUCCUGGGCAUCUGCCGAUCGAGAGGGCCUAUAGAGCGGUCUACCGAUUUCGAGCCUUACCAAAAUUUGAAUGCAGUGAUAGAAAGAGAGGUUCCACAUCUGAUAUCUUUUCAAGAUGAUGGCACAAUGGCUCUUAUUCAUUUAUCACUCAAAGACUACCUAGAGAGCCGGAGUGACUUCGAGGAUAUCAUCGAGAUGGGACGUCAAACCAUCACCAAGGCUUGUCUGAUCUACCUCAAGUUGCAGGAUAUGUUGGAAAGUGCUUCGAUUGAAACAGAUCAUAACGAACUUACCGAAAAGUACCCCUUUCUUGAUUACGCCAGUAGCCACUUUCUAUGGCAUAUCGAAGGAUUUGCAAGACACGACCCCAUGUGGCUACUAUUCUCUGAUACAGCUGGGGAAAAGAGCAUAUGGUCUUUGAACUCGCUAUGGCCGGAGGGAAAAUACUACGGAACGACACCUUUACGAUUUGUCCUCAGCAAUAUGCCUGAAGCUGUUGCAUUCUCUCUUGCACGCAGGUUUCAGGGCCAUGGCUAUGACAUGGACGAGACAUGGUCAUCAUGCCCUGGGAGAGCACUUCAAUACUGUUGCAUGAACGCGAACAGUGAAUUUGGAAGUAUAGUAGCCCUUUUGCUUAUUGAUCUGGGAGCAAACCCAAAUCUUCCCAAAGAAUCUUUUCUUUCCAACCUCAGACUUGCCCUUGCGGCAGAAGCUUGGGACUUGUACGAUGAGCUAUUGUGUCACCCAAUGACGGACCUCAGCGCGAGAAACAAGCAAGGCGGUACCAUGCUACAUGAUCAAGUUGAAUGCGGUCCUAUUGAGCGCAUCUCUGAGAUGUUGUUAGGUCGGACACCGCUGACUCUGGCUACUUACUGGGGCCUGAAAUCAAUGGCCUUGGUUCUCAUCGAGCACUCAGAGGCCUUCCCGAUUGCUAAAGGAGUACAUCUCAGCGCCUUGGUUCUUGCAGCAAAACAUGGCGACAAGGACAUAUGCGAGCGACUACUGGCGGCUUGUGGCUACCGGAAUUUGUGCUUCCAUCUUGAUAUGUCAGGCAAAGGAUUUUUACAUCAUGCCGCUAUGAACGAAUGGGGAGAUAUGAUAGAAACUUGCCUGCGCCGGGGUGGGUUGACGCUGAACAUCGAUCAGAUAGAUCACUCUGGCCGUAGCGCGUUACACUAUGCUUCACAAUUAGGCAACUAUAAUAGCUGUCAGGUUCUUAUCCAGGGCGGUGCCAGUCUGACACUGCAGGACCGGUUGGGCAGAACAGCUGUUCAGGCCGCUGCCGACGCUGGUUUCAAGGAAUGUCUCAUCCUACUUCUCGAAAGCGGCCGUGUCGAUCCCAGUCAGCGCGAUAUAGAAGGGCGCAGUUUGGUUCACUGGGUGGCCACUUUAGACUGUGUUGAUGCGAUGGAACUGGUAUCCGAGAUGCCAGGGGCAAAGCUAGACCAGAAAGACCGGCAUGGCAAAACUCCGAUUGACAUUGCCUUCAUAUGCAAGAGCAAGUAUGAGUGUAUGUAUGACACGCCAUUCGUCGAACAUGGGGUCGAAGAUUUUUACAUUGAUUUGUCUUACGAAGCGAAUCUGCUGGAAAGAAACGCGACACGUCAAAAGUUAGCAAAUGAAGAACACAUGCAAGUACAGAUACAGUACCCAUGUCAUCUUUGGGCACUGGUUACCUAUGUUUCCGAGGAGACUGAGACAAAGACAAAGGACUCCGAGAAGCCAAAUAAGAAGAAAGACACAAAAGAAAAGACUUCUAAAGGAAUAUCUUCCAAGGAGAAGUCUUCAAAGGAGAAGCCAUCGAAGGAGAAAGCAUCAAAGUCUGUUAAGAAAUAG